ACAAAAGUAUUAAAGAAACACUUAAAAACAGAAGAAAGAAAAAAAACAAAAGAAGAAGAAAUGGGUUUAAAAAUGAAAGAGAGAUCAAGAAAAGGAGGUUUUGUUGUGAUAUUGAUUCUAGUCUUUUGUUGCUUCUUCGAGAAUAUGGCCGGGAUCUCGAUCGCGGUUUCACCUUAUGAACCAGUUACAAGUUAUAUUUCGGGAAGGUUCUUUGUUCUCCACAACAAAUAUGAGAUGCUGAAAUCGUUGCCAUCUUAUAAUGAGUACCACAUAAGACUCAACCUAGCGACAGUUCAAGUUUGGCAAACGAUAAGAAGCAGGUGUAGAGAUGGUUUCAUCACUUUGAGCAUCAAAUCAGUGCAUUUUUUCAUCUCAAAGCUUAUGCAAUAUAGAUAUUCAAUAUCACUUGUAACUCCAGUCUAUCACUCUUGGACGUCUCGAAUUAUUUUCUGGGUUACAUUAACACGAUCAGUCUCGUCAAUGACUAAUGACACAGCUUUAUGAUUUUUUUUAAUCUUCACACAAGGUGUGGUUGUUUUAUAUGUACGCAAACAUGUAAGUGACAUUUGGAUAUAUAAAGAUAUA
Brassica oleracea var. oleracea is the source of this 585-nucleotide messenger RNA. RefSeq lists its product as uncharacterized. The transcript is spliced from 3 exons. Bases 61 to 504 code for a protein of 147 amino acids. The record is from RefSeq and is a predicted model, not a curated record. NCBI's taxonomy places the organism in Eukaryota, Viridiplantae, Streptophyta, Magnoliopsida, Brassicales, Brassicaceae.